Messenger RNA from Neomonachus schauinslandi (Hawaiian monk seal), 2456 nucleotides. RefSeq names its product GIPC PDZ domain containing family member 1 (gene GIPC1). The record is from RefSeq and is a predicted model, not a curated record. Gene Ontology annotation, molecular function: protein binding. Lineage: Eukaryota; Metazoa; Chordata; Mammalia; Carnivora; Phocidae. The coding region runs from base 800 to 1801 and encodes 333 amino acids. The transcript has 7 exons.
UGCUACUGGAGGAGGUGUGGGAGAACAGACGAAUGAAUGUGGGCGCAAACAAAUGGAGGCACGAGAGUGGGUGCAGCGCACUGGGUUUGGCUGAAUCCAGGACGGCCCCCUGGAGGAAGAGGUUUUAAAGGAGGGAGCAGGAAGUCCCCUUUACACAAAAAAUAGAAUUUGGCAUGAUGGGAUCCUCACCUCACCUGGCCAGGUGGGUGGAGUGUCCCCACUUGCAGAGCAGACAUCCCAGGCCCAGGGAGAUGGAGUUGUUUAGGGAGCCACUCUGCAUGGGCAUCAGACAGACCCAAGAGUGCAGCUGGCUUCUGUGACUUUGGGCGUGUGACUUGAAAUGAAAUCUGAACUCUUUCCCAGUCUGGAAGGUCCGCAAAGUCGACCCCUCACACCCCCUGUCACCUCUUGUACUGCACCUCUUCGGUCUCUCAUUGCUCGCUGCACUGCGGUUACAGUGGGCUCUUGCUGAUCUGUGAGCCUGAGAGUCUGCUCAGAACCCUCCCAUGGCCGCCACCUCACUCAGAGCAAAGGCCUAAGUCCUCCCUGGGCGCACGAGGCCCUGCUCGCUCUGCCCAAUCCCCUCCCUGCCCUCACCGCCUCCUGCUGUCCCCCUUAGCACUCUGUUCCAACCCCACAGGCCUCCUCGCUGUUCCUCAAACACACCAAGCACGUCCCCACUUCAGGGCCUUCGUACUGGCCGUUCCCUCUGCCUGGAGCCGUCUUGCCUCACAUCCUCAUAUGGAUACUUCUUCCUGUCACUCAGAUCUCCUGAGCGUGCCCGCGCGUCUCCCUGCUCAUGCCGCUGGGACUGGGGCGGCGGAAAAAGGCGCCGCCUCUGGUGGAAAAUGAGGAGGCGGAGCCAGGCCGUGGGGGGCUGGGCGUGGGGGAGCCGGGGCCCCUGGGUGGGGGUGGGGCAGGGGGGCCCCAGAUGGGCCUGCCUCCCCCUCCCCCGGCCCUGCGGCCCCGCCUCGUGUUCCACACCCAGCUGGCCCACGGCAGUCCCACGGGCCGCAUCGAGGGCUUCACCAACGUCAAGGAGCUGUACGGCAAGAUCGCCGAGGCCUUCCGGCUGCCAGCUGCCGAGGUGAUGUUCUGUACCCUCAACACCCACAAAGUGGACAUGGACAAGCUCUUGGGAGGCCAGAUCGGGCUGGAGGACUUCAUCUUUGCCCACGUCAAGGGGCAGCGCAAGGAGGUGGAGGUGUUCAAGUCAGAGGAGGCGCUGGGGCUCACCAUCACUGACAACGGGGCCGGCUAUGCCUUCAUCAAGCGCAUUAAGGAGGGAAGCGUGAUUGACCACAUCCAGCUCAUCAGCGUGGGUGACAUGAUCGAGGCCAUCAACGGUCAGAGUCUGCUGGGCUGCCGGCACUAUGAGGUGGCCCGGCUGCUCAAGGAGCUGCCCCGAGGCCGCACCUUCACGCUCAAGCUCACGGAGCCCCGCAAGGCCUUUGACAUGAUCGGUGUACGCUCAGGGGGUGGCCGCCCUGGCUCUGGCCCCCAGCUGGGCACUGGCCGAGGGACCCUCCGGCUCAGAUCCCGCGGCCCCGCCACAGUAGAGGAUGUGCCCUCAGCCUUUGAGGAGAAGGCGAUUGAGAAGGUAGAUGACCUGCUGGAGAGUUACAUGGGCAUCAGGGACACGGAGUUGGCGGCCACCAUGGUGGAGCUUGGAAAGGACAAAAGGAACCCGGAUGAGCUAGCCGAGGCCCUGGAUGAACGGCUUGGUGACUUUGCCUUCCCUGAUGAGUUCGUCUUUGACGUCUGGGGUGCCAUUGGGGAUGCCAAGGUCGGCCGCUUCUAGGCCCCCUUCCAGACCUCUCAGUGACCUGGCUCCGCUUGGUGGGAGCCCCCAGUGGGAGGGCCACCAUGGCCUGGACCGCAGCAUCCGGCUUGGACCUUGCUCAGCAGCCCAAGGACGAUGCAGAGUGGAGGUGGGGCCGGGCCUCCGCCCCACUCCAAUCGGUACCACCCCUCCCCAGCUCCCACCCUGGCUGGGGUUCCCGGUCCCCCCUUGCCCUGUUCCCCACCUACCUCAGCCGGGUCAGGCGCAGGGGGUGGUGGGGGAGGGACCAGCCAGAUUGUGCGGCCACCCCCACCCCCAACACUUUCUGCAUCAGCUGCCAAACUGGUCUCUCAUCUCCCUGGGGCCUGUUUGGGGGUCCUGACCUCCCUAGUUUCCUGCUGCAGGGAAUGCAGAAGGGGGGCAUGCCCCCCCCUCAGCAAAUGCAAAAAUGGCCCCCCCCCCCAUGCCCCACCCAGAGAGGAGCCCCCUCACUUCGGAGUCUGUUACCUCCACAUUUGAAACACUAGUCUGCUGUGAACCCCCAACCUCCCUCCCUCCCCUGCUCUCUGUGUCGCCCUCAGCCCAGCCCCAGACAGAAGGGGCAAGAGGGACGAUGGCGGUGGGCUUUUGUAUCUGAAUUGCUGUCUUGAACAUAAAGAAUCUAUCUGCUGUU